GAAACAACAGAGGCUGUUGCAAGCAUUUCGUUUUCCUUGACACGUGACGGAAAUGUUUGAAACGACACAGAAAAAGAAAAAGGUACGUACUUACCAUGUUCAAAGAGUUUUCUGCAGAUAUACACGUUUAAUCAAGUUCUAUUAACUUAAGCUUAUAACGUAAACUACGCCACGCGAGCUUGUGCAGAAACUUACGCUCUGGCAAGGCCAGAUUUUGACAUGUUUUGGUUACUGGAAUAUAUACUGCCCUAAAGGACCCUAAAGGCCGCUGAAAAUCGCGUUUUCACGCUACGUUGUCGCCGAGCGAUUAUGGAUCAUACCUGGCCACAUGUACGCUUUGUACCACGGGGCAUAUUAAGAAAACGAAAGAAACACUUUCAUUCGAAGUAUUGAAUAUUCAUAUACGAUGAAUAUUCAUAUAUGAUGCAUAAUUUUAAGAUUAAUUUGUUCCUUUCUUUCUUUACCAGUAGAAUUUUGUGUAUUAUUACCGGUAGUUAAUGUUAUUUUAAUUUUCUAAUUGUAUAAGGGCCUCAACUGGAAGCAGCUGCAAAAACGUCUGAAUGGGCUACCAUUGAGCUUAUAAGAUCUCUCUGGACAGGCCCGGUAUACACCGCCAGAAAUUCCCCCAGCAGCACCUUGUUCACUGAAGCCAGGGUGUUAAAAUAAAAGUUACUUACUUAUGCACAAAAAGAAAAAAUCAAGGCACGUGCGCUUGACAACUGUAGUACGGCCUCACAAGACUGGUUGGGAAAACAAGGGACAAACAAAGUUAAUAAUGAGAAAACAAUGAGGGGUAGUGAAUGGUUCCUUGAAAAACGUGGGUCUUGGAAAAUUUUGGCCCGAUCUCGACAUCUUGGAAGCAUUUGAAAUGGGUAUCGAAGUCUUGUUUUUGGGUGAUUUUGUGUCUCGAGUCUCCACUAUUUUUAACUCUCGGUCUCGUAUUUUGAAACUGGGGUCUUGCAGUCUUGCAAAGUCAUGAAUUUACCAUUCUAUACUCCUACAAUGGAACCAAUCCCCAAAACAAAAGAGUGAGCUGCAACAUAAAUGUGUAGAGGUCUAAUGAAAUUAGAGGCUUAAAGAGGUAUAAUUAGGCUUAUGAAAAAAUCAGUCAUCCCUCAAUUUACAACCGUAUUAUCAAAAUGGGGGUCAGUUAAGGCUUGCAGGGCUAGAACCACACCCAGGCAGGAUUGAUCCCAACUUGUCCCAGUUAUCUCCUUGUCUCUUCUUUUGAAUAUCAAAAACGGAAGCACAUAGAGUGCAGGGCGAGUUGCCAUUCUUGUCACUUGUCACCAGUUACAAAUUAAUAAUUAGGAAGAGCCAGCAUUUGUUCCGUAAUUCAAAUUUCCCAACAAGCACCCCAUCCCUUUCAAAACAGGACAUAAAUAUUUCUUUAUUUAGAGUUGGUAAGAUACUCAAUAUUAUUAUUCAUUCAACACCUUUUGCCCUGUCUGCUUGGCUUCAAUCCCCCAGCCAAUUCUUCAUAACUAACUGGCGUUUACCAUUAUUUGGACAGACAGGGACACCAUCCGGGGAUCGCCGACUAUAAUAUGGUUUAUACCGCAGCCCUCCCUGGUGUAUCAGUGGGCUUAGUCGUAUUAUCAUGGCACGAAGGUCCAUAUUAACAAAAGACAAGAGCCAAUGAUGAAAAUACUUUACAAAAAAACAAAUUUUAAAAAAGUGGGCUUUUCAACGAUGGCUUUUACGGCCAAGAUAUUGUCAUGGCGCUUUCGCCACCUGAAUAUUGUAGGUUGUUUGCUCAAAAGAAGGCCUACCAAGGGGGGGGGGGGUUCACGGGCACCCCAGGACCCCCCCCUAGCUAGCCCCUGAUCUGCAUAAUUCUUCACGUGUUACUCAGCCUCAUUCAACAACAGUGGCACCUCAAUUUAACGAACCUCUAUAUAAGGAAGUCCUCGGUAUAAUAAACGAUAUUCUUUGCCUAAAGUAAUUACUAAAAUAAAAAAUAUAUAAGAAGAACCUUGAUAUAACGAAACCUCACUGUAGCGAUCAAAUUGUGCCAGUCCCUUUGCCCUUCAUUAUGUGGAGGUUCCACUGUAUUGUUAAAUAUAAUGUCUGCUAUGAUUUCUAUCCCCAGUGGCAGUGGAAUAACAUAUAGAUUUAGCUAAGGCCAAAAGCAAAGCUCUCAAAAGAUGCUUUAGGAAAUUUUUUCCUCAAUUCUCAAUUAAUUAUACUUUGGCCGUAAGCAGAGAGCAAACUGAAUUCUACCUCUAAAAUAAUUGACCUGCGGCCGCAAUCAAUUAAAAGCGAAUAACUGGUCAGCGGAUAAUUGCGUCACUUCCAUGAGUUGUAUACCUGAGCCCGUGAUGCAGUCAUGUGAUGCUGGUCAGCAGAUACCCUUUUUUGACAGCUGUCAAUAAUAAUUGAUCACAACAUGGAUGUCCAAAACCAAGUUUUACACAGAAAGUAUUACAGUGUGCCAUUUCGCAUCCACUAACAUAAAAUGGUGGACGUAUGUACAGACGUACUCCAUAUGGACGAUUUUCUCAGAACCAAAAUUUCUUGGAAGCAUAGAUUAUCAUAUUUUCUUACCCAUGGUGCUCAACUGCGCUCGGUUUGCAUGCGCGACAGCUCCGCUAUAAGCCACCAACUCAACUCUUAACCUUAUGCACCUAUCAAUGCAAACCCUGUGGGGGGGGGGGGAGUGCGGGCAAGGGGUGGGGAUUUGACAAAUUUUAAAACUUUUUUAUCAUAUUCCCCAGGGUGAGAAAUGAAAGGUCAAUCAAAAGUGUCAAAAAAGCCCCUACCCCAGGGGAAAAAUCUAAACAAACAAUACUAUAAUAUUGUAUAAAACGAAUUAAAAGAACAUUUCAAAAGUACGUCCUUACUAAACGUAAGCUGCGUUAAAUUACUCGCUAUAAUUAAGUAUUUUCUCUCUCCACUAGCAUCUCUUAUUUUGAACAACAAAAUCACUCUAGGAAGAUUGACCGUGCUAUUAUAAUAUUAAUGAAACGUAAAAUGCUUUAUAACAUCUGCUCAACAUGUCGGAACAGGUCGGAUCAGUGACCCGUAAAAAAUCCUCUGACUUUCAUGGUGGAAUUCAAAUUCAAUCGAGUUUUACCAUCAGAUGGGAACUUGAAGAUAAAAACUUUCUCAAAAUAGACAUUAUCUGUUUAGACGACAGUUUAAAGUAUUGGAUUAUGGCGAUUAAAACACAUAAAACCUUCACACCUUUCUCCAACAGCGUGACUUUCAGAAAGCCUCGAGGGAUGGACUUGGUAACCGCCUCUGAAUUGAUACCAGGCUUCUGUCGGUCAAAGUCAAAUGUCCCAACCCUGGGGUCGCUUUGCACGAUCAAAAACCCGACAGGGGGAUAGUCUCAGGCAUCAAAUCCCCACACCUUGCCCGCACUCCCCCCUCACGGCAUUUACAUUGAUAGGUGCAUUAUUUUAUAUUAAAUACAAACUUCGCCCUAAAUUUUUACCACUUUUUUCAACACAGAUACCUCUUCACUGGUAGGUACCUGUCAGUGAUCAAAAUGGAUGAAGUUGAUCGAGAUGCUGCCACAAAAGAGGAAGAGGACCUCAAAACAACAGUGGACAGGGAGUGUGCCACUGUAGAUAAUGAACAUAACACAAAUGGUAUGAUAUCAGACUAAAGCCUAGUCAAAUGUUAUGUCUGUCUUGGGGCUGGGACUUAGCAUGUGCCACAUACGAAACAAAACUCUUGUUAAGUCCGUCUGUGAAACAGCACUGAAAUUCUUGUUCUGGGCCCCCACCUGUCUACCAGGAUUUGAGUAUGUGUUAUGAUUGGCCUGUUAAAAAAGCCUUUGUCCAUUGUUAAUUUGCCAAUCAGAAUGAAAGAAAAUUCAAAAUGCAUUUCUAGUAAUUGGUUGACACUGUUGUGGGCCAAGAACGAGGAUCUUGGUGCUGCUUAGCAAAUGUUACUAACAGGGGUCAAAUUACAUCUGCGAUGCAGGCUAGCCGAGACUAGGCAAUACUAGAAUUUGCUUGGGAUAUGUAUAACUGCCAUUGAUAUUGAAUCCUAUAUUGAAUUCUUUUGGAGUUGAGAAAAUGCAGGCACAGAUGUCCCAGCCUGCUUUAUUACAAUGUUUUACAGAAAGGAGCUGAGGCACAAACAAGAAUCCAAGUUUAAAAGCUUUCUGGGCAUGCACAAUGCAAGGCUUCCAUUAGAUCAAUAAUAUACUGCACCUGAAGGGAGUCAAGAAGGAAUGGGGAGAUACUUGCUUUUCUUUUAGCUAAAUGACCAACCCUUGAUCACUCUUUCUACUCUUCCCAAUGGUGUGUGGGGCAAUUAAACCAAUAAUAAUAUUAAGUAUAAAAGAAACAAAUUAAAAUCAACAAAAAUAGAGUCAGGGCCACCUCACAAUCUUAUCUUGAAAACAAUGUGGAAGGGUGAGCACCAAACGUUUUUAUACUAGGCAACCACAGCUUUCAAAAUUAACUGUUAAAAAUGUUAUUCAGUAACAUCACAAAAGAAAACAGGACUCCUCCUUUGGUUUCCCCUGUAUGUAAUUAUGUUUUUUUCUUUACUUUUCACACUAGGUGCAGCUGACAGAGACAAGGAAACUGUGUCAAGUCCCCCUAAAAUAGAAUUCUGCAUAGUACAGUCAACAGAAGACCACAGUGCACUUCUUAAAGGAAUUCCAAAAGAGCCCUUACGUAAACCUCUCGACCAACAAAUCUUGUUUGGUCGUGGUCAUUCAGUAGGGGUAUUCCUCAAUGACAAUACCGCUUCACGGGAACACAUGACACUUUUCAUGCAAACAAACCCAGCAACAGGUGAAAAUAUGUUUGUUGUAAGUACAGUAAGUGAGAGCAAACCGGUGUAUAUCAAUGGCACACCCUUUUAUAAGAAGGCAGGCACCAGAGUUCUGCAAACGAAUGACAGACUGAGAAUAGGGCAGCUUGAGUUUAUUGUUAAUAUCAUGCCAGGGGAUUCCACAGAGUUUUACCUAGUUGAAUUUACAAAGGGAAGUAAAGGAAAUCUUCAACAGCUCAAUUUACAACAAGUUAGUUAUCCUCAGUUUCAAGGACAGGCAGGGAUUAACACACAGCCGAUCUUCCUGGCCAAUCACCCAGGUGCUGCCAUUUUGCCAAAUAACUAUGGUGUCCCUGUACCUGGUGCCCCUGUGAAUCCAGUAUUUAACAUGAACAUCUCAGCUGGUGGUGGCGUUACACAGUUUAAUCCCAUGGGAGCAGCAUUUCAAGGAAAUCCUGCAUCAUUUGCUGUACCACCUGUGCUAGUGAAUCCUGGAAUAGGCCAGGGAUCACUACAACAAUUUCCAGCUAAUCUGAGAUAUCAGGGCAUGACUCCUAGCUUUCAGCCUCAACAAGAGUCACAAUACCCAGGGAUGCAUCACCCAAUGAUGCCUCAGCAGGAGACAGUGCUAGUACAUGAUAGAAGACAGAUGUUUCACACAAAACUACCAUCUGAACAAAAUGAGCAUCCCAAACAAAUUGGGCCAGAUGGUGACUUCCAUGUGUCUAUAGAGGAAUCUGGGCUGCAAAAGACUUAAGACUAACAACUCUCAGGAGAAAUGUCGGGAUAUUUUAGAAAUAAACCAGGGUCUCAAAAUAACUGUGUUAAAUGUGUUUGGCCACCACAAUCUGAAGUAAGGCACUGUUAUUCUUGGCAAUAAUGUGUGCAGAUUGUUAUAAAAAUUAUUGCAUUUUUUUGUUGUGCUGUUGUAAGGCACUUUUGACUGCUAGCCAUAUGUCAGGAUUGCAUUAGACAGGAGAGCAUGUUAUGUGCGAGCAAGCGAGCGAGCGAGGUAAACAUGCAAAGGGAAAAGAACAAAAGAGAAGGAGGGACUGCAAAUAAUUGGCCAUUGACAUUCCAGUUUGGCCAUUCUGUUUCAUGGACACUCCUGUUUGGAGCAACUCGUGUUGCAACAAAAUUCUGUAAGUAAUAAUAUAGCACCUUUAGAAAAUACAAGGAAACCAAAAAGAGGAUCGAAUGGCCACCCUGGGAGACCCAGGAGAACUGUUAAUAAUAGUCAGGCUGAUGAUUUUUCAAAUAAUGCAAAAUGCAAUCCAGUUUAAUCUUGCCCAGUCCCAUUCUUAGAGACCCAGCAGGGACAGUCAGUCUAAUAGGCAAAGGAGGGACAAUGCUGCAUGACCACUUUUUGUUGCACUGAGUCAGGAACAUUUUUAGAAAUUUAUCAGAACAAAAUGGAAGAAUUACGUUUUUUGAUUGAUAUUCUGAGAGUUAGAAAUUAUCUCCAAGUCACAGCAUUUUAUUUUUACUAUAGGCAGCUUUAUUUAGGUGUAUAUAAAACCUGCCAACAGAAGACAAACUACAUAAAAUAUUUUUAAAAAAGCUUGAAAAUAUAUCAUCUAUAAUUAUUAUUUUAUUAAUAAUAUAUAAUAAUAAGUAAAUUAAUAUUUUUUAGUCAAAUGUUACAGAUAGGUUCCAAACAUUUGCUGUUUUAUUCUUUGUUAGGUUUUAUUAUGGAAUUGUUGACAAUCAUCCUUUUUCUGAGUUUACAACUGUUUUUUAAAGUGAAUUUUGGAUAAGCCGAGUUGUUCAGCUAAUUAGAAGCUAUUUCGUAUAACUUAGUAUUAAUAAUAAAUGUUAUUCAACAAUGGAG
Porites lobata is the source of this 6568-nucleotide messenger RNA. NCBI's taxonomy places the organism in Eukaryota, Metazoa, Cnidaria, Anthozoa, Scleractinia, Poritidae. The record is from the annotation of a GenBank genome assembly.